AUGAACGAUAAACAAUCGGAUAAUCUACGAAAUGAACUAGAAAAAAAUCUGCCAUUAUUAUUAUUGGAAGACAGUUUGUAUGGUGGCAGGCACAACAAAAAUACGACAUUAUUUGGAUAUACAGAUGAUGAAAUACUGUGUUUAAAAAGUUGGCUUCACAAGAGAUUUGCAAAUUAG
Cetraspora pellucida is the source of this 177-nucleotide messenger RNA. The record is from the annotation of a GenBank genome assembly. Lineage: Eukaryota; Fungi; Glomeromycota; Glomeromycetes; Diversisporales; Gigasporaceae.